This is a messenger RNA of Eutrema salsugineum, 820 nucleotides long. Its product is annotated as auxin-responsive protein SAUR36. The coding region runs from base 176 to 655 and encodes 159 amino acids. Lineage: Eukaryota; Viridiplantae; Streptophyta; Magnoliopsida; Brassicales; Brassicaceae. Gene Ontology annotation, biological process: response to auxin. The transcript has a single exon. The record is from RefSeq and is a predicted model, not a curated record.
ACUGUAACACAAAACAGAGAGAGAGAGACAGAUAGCAAAUCAAAGUUUCGAUAUUUUCAAUCUAAUCGUCGUCUCCACUUUGAACCCAUUUCGGAAAACGCAGUUUUAGUCGUAAUUUAUCCAAAAGGUUUCAUUUUGUUUUCUGGGUCUCUGUUUUCUCGGAAUCUGAACAACCAUGAAGAGGCUAAGAGGUUUCAAGAUCGGUCACAGAUUCGUCAAGAUCUUCAAAUGGAUACUCCGAAGUAGAAGAAUCCAAACCGGGAAACGACAAUGCCUGACCGGGAUUCUCAACCCGGUUCCAAAAAUCUGCUCUUUAGCACGGUGUCUCCGUCGUGGAGCCAAUAGACUGUGCGGAGGAAAGAAAACGGGUCAGACCCGGCUAGGUAACGACCCGAAACCGCCGGCUGUUCCUAAGGGACAUUUGGUGGUUCACGUCGGAGAAUCCGGCGACGAUACGCGGCGCGUGGUGGUUCCGGUGAUUUACUUUAACCAUCCUCUGUUCGGAGAGUUGCUGGAGCAGGCGGAGCGGGUUUACGGGUUUGAUCAACCGGGUCGGAUUACGAUACCUUGUCGUGUUUCGGAUUUUGAGAAGGUUCAGAUGAGGAUCGCCGCAUGGGAUCAUUGCCGACGGAAGCGGACUUUCAAGAUUCUCUAAUUUUGUUGCUUGCAAUAAAAAGGAGAAAAAUUUAUAUAUUUUUUUUCCAUUAUACCUGAGAAAAAGAGAGUCAAAUGUCAAGUAGAAGAAAGAUGUAGACUUUCCUCCACUUUGUGUAAAUACGGUUUAAACUUUAUAGGUUAUAUACAGAUUACAAAUACAUGU